CCAUCUCCGGCCGGCUGAGGAGGAGGUGUCUGUCCCCAGCCCUCCGAGCAGCCUCCCGCUAGCUGUUCCCGGCUGCGCAGCGCCCGCCAGGAACUGCGGCCCGUCCCCAUGGCCUCCCCCAGGGAGCUCACCCAGAACCCCCUGAAGAAGAUCUGGUUGCCAUAUAGCAACGGCCGACCGGCACAGCACGCGUGUCCGCGCGGAGUCUGUGUGACCAAUUGUCCCACACUGAUCGUCAUGGUGGGCCUGCCAGCUCGAGGGAAGACCUAUAUCUCCAAGAAGCUGACACGCUACUUAAACUGGAUUGGUGUCCCAACCAGAGAAUUUAAUGUUGGUCAGUAUCGUCGAGACCUGGUGAAGACAUAUAGAUCUUUUGAGUUCUUUCUUCCGGACAAUGAAGAAGGCUUGAAAAUCAGAAAACAGUGUGCAGAGGCAGCCCUCCGAGAUGUCAGGAAAUUCCUCAGUGAGGAGGGCGGACAUGUAGCAGUUUUUGAUGCCACAAACACAACACGAGAACGCAGAGAGACCAUCUUUAAAUUUGGAGAGGAGAAUGGCUACAAGACCUUCUUUGUUGAAUCAAUCUGUGUGGAUCCUGAUGUCAUUGCUGCCAACAUUGUGCAAGUGAAGCUGGGCAGUCCCGACUACAUUGACUGUGGGAAUGAUGAAGCCACAGAAGACUUCAUGAACAGGAUUGAAUGCUACAAAAAUUCCUAUGAGACACUGGAUGAAAAUCUGGAUAAGGAUCUCUCCUACAUUAAGAUCAUGGAUGUGGGGCGGAGUUACCUGGUAAAUCGAGUGAUGGACCAUAUUCAGAGUCGGAUUGUUUACUACCUCAUGAAUAUUCAUGUGACCCCUCGAUCCAUCUACCUCUGUCGCCAUGGAGAAAGUGAACUGAACCUCAAAGGAAGAAUAGGUGGGGACACAGGACUGUCCCCAAGGGGGAAGGAGUUUGCUAAGAGCCUGGCCCAGUUCAUGAAUGAUCAGAAUAUCAAAGAUCUGAAGGUUUGGACUAGCCAGAUGAAGAGGACAAUUCAAACUGCAGAGGCCUUGGGUGUCCCCUAUGAGCAGUGGAAGGUUCUGAAUGAAAUUGAUGCAGGUGUCUGUGAAGAAAUGACUUAUGAAGAAAUUCAAGAGCAUCACCCUCUGGAAUUUGCACUUCGGGAUCAAGACAAGUAUAGAUACCGAUACCCAAAGGGAGAGUCCUAUGAAGACCUCGUACAGAGACUGGAGCCAGUCAUUAUGGAGCUGGAGAGGCAGGAGAAUGUCCUUGUGAUCUGUCACCAAGCUGUAAUGCGCUGCCUGCUUGCCUAUUUUCUAGACAAGACUGCAGAACAGCUGCCUUAUCUCAAGUGCCCGCUGCACACCGUUUUAAAGCUAACCCCAGUGGCCUACGGUUGUAAAUUGGAAUCCAUAUUCCUGAAUGUUGAAGCUGUGAACACGCACAGAGACAGACCUGAGAAUGUAGACAUUUCAAGACCUCCAGAGGAAGCCCUUGUCACCGUCCCUGCUCACCUGUGAACCUGUGUCCUCAUCAGCCAUCAAACUUGUGGUGCAGUUUUCAUUAUUUUUCAUAAACUAAAACAUUCUAAGUCACUUUCAAAUCAGCUCAAAAGUUGUCUUGGAGAGACUUCCUUGAAGGGCUUGGCUCCAGAGCGGCUGCCCCAGAAUGGGGCAGGCCCCUGUUCUGCAUUAAUUGUUAGAUUUAACCUGCUUUUCUAAUCAUCCAGUGUGUGGACUCUGAUGUUCAGUAGCAGGCAGACCUGUAUGAAGUGUUCAACCCUGCCACUGUGAAGCCACUGUGUUGGCUGGAUGACAGACUUGAAUGUUAACAAAUUCCCUGGGUUGACUGCCCUAGGGUGGAGUGCCAUUUCCUUAGACUACCUUGUCUGCUGAGCUGUUGAGCUGGUAUCAUUUGCUGGUUGGCAGAAUUCCCAAGGACAUCCCCAUGAUAUUCCCUGGAGAAGGGCUGGCACCAGUGGGCAUGUCCACCCCAGCCUUUUGCCAACAGAGAGCCUUCCACUGGUGCUGUUUGCCUUCAAAAGCGCCUUAACUGAGCACCCUAACUUUGGAGGGAUCCAGAUAGCUUUUAAACACUUGAAAUGGCAGGAGGCUUCCUAAGGCAGGAGCUGUCAGUAGCCAGAUUCACCCUCCACCUCCGAUCACAUUGCUAAACCCCAUUCUGGGACCAGAUUCACCCACUGCUGAUUUAUAUAUACACUGAAAUCCCAAACAGUAAAAUGACAACUGCCAUCAGUCCCUCCUUGACUGUACACACAUCAGCCAUAAUGAGCCUUUGCCAGGUGUUCACACGCUGACAUUCACCAAGGGCUGGGUGGUUAUGUUCACCUCUUGCUGAUUUGGCAUCCACUCUGAAAUGUAUAAAGGUGCUGAUGGUCCCUUCUUGAUCAUACACACACUGGAGCUUUUACAGCAAGGCAAUAGCUAGAAUCACCCUUAAUCAGGGGGUGCAGACAGAAGUCCUCACUAUUUCCUAUACGGUACUGAGAUUAACAUGGGCGACAGCAGUAGUUACCAUCUACUGAGUGUAAUCACAAAGUGAAAUUCACACAGGAAGGCAGAUGAUGACUGUAGUCACCCCCUUGCUAACUAUACUCAAGCUAAAAUGUCGAGGAGGAGAAAGAGAUAUGAAUGUGACUGGUGUCUGGAAAAUUUAUCGUGCCCCCUCAAAAGUCUUUAGCUGAGGCAUAUUGACACCUUCCCUGUGGAUCAGGUUUGUGACUUGAGUCCUUCCCGAGAGAUGGCACCAGAAGGUCCCAAGCAUGUUGUGGAAGACUCAUAGCUGCUUUUUAUGUGUCUAUUGAAGCUUAAUAAAAAUAAUAACAAUAAUAACCCCUCACAAUUGUCCAAUGCUUUCCCAUACAUUCUCUUACUGAGCCGGGAAGGCAUUAUUCCUGUUUUACAGAGAAAGAAACUGAGGCCUUUGAAAAUAAGUGUAAUUUAUCUAAGGUUUUACCAAGAGUUCCUGGAGCACCCCAGAUGUCUUGGCUUCUAGCACAGAAUACUUGAAAAUCUCCUUUAUAUAGAUAGUUCUGCUUUCCUUUGUAAAUAAAGGAAGAACCCAGCCAUCCCCUUGGCAUUGGGAGCAGAUCAGUCAAGUAAUCAAAGCCCAGUUCAUUGCCUCCUGCUCAGCAUUAGGGUUUCCACGGUUAAGAGGCUUUUGAGAAUUGAUUUUUGGCUCUUCAGCUAUCCUGAAAAACUACACGUAUGGGUUAUUGCUAGAAAAGGAGACUCUAGAAGCGGUUGGCAAGGGACAGGGGACAGUAGACCUCUGAUUGUAUGACAGGGCCUGGGUGGCCUUUGACUCCCCUGAGGCUUAGUCCCCUGUAGGACCUGCAGCUGGAGAAUGAUCCAUUGGAGAGUGUCUUCCAGAAAUCGCCAUCCUUCCACACACCUCCCUUCUACUGACUCUCAAGGCCAGGUGACCUGUGACAUUUGGGCUUCUUAGGAACCAGGCAAUGCCCUCUGUCCUGGGCCAGCAAACCACAUUCCUGGUAUCCUGGACCCUAAAGACUGAUCCAUGACUACUUGCUCCCAGCAACCUCUGGUCCAUGUCUCCAUCAGUGACCACUGGUGUCCUGGGUCAUGAAGCUGUCCUGAAUGGCCAUGGGUUCCCUGCACCAGGACCAAGCUGCUACUGCUUUGUGGCCUUAGUCCGUGUACACCUUCCUUGAUUUCCUGUAGCCAUCUGUGCCUGUUCUCAGGGGUAUUAGCAAGCAAUUGGUCUUGGGCUUACACUGGAAAGAGUUGGGGUUCAGGACUGGAAAGAGGUCAGGGAGCUCCGGGGAAUCUGGGUGGAAUUGCCACCUGCCAGGGUGGGAAAGUGUUUGUACCCAAGCAGGGACCCUUUCCAGGAGAGCCAGUUGCCAAGUUUCAACUGAAAAUCACUAAGAAGAAAAAAUCCCCACUUUCUGUUCCCCCUGUAUUUUAGCCUGUAAUGCCCAAACUACACAACCUUCACAGGAGGCCUUUUUUGUUUUGUUUUUUCAAGCCUAAUUAUAUUGUCCUGUCCACGUGGUACAUGCACUGUAUCAGACUUUAAUUGCAAUAAAUGCUCUUUGGAAUCCAA
This is a messenger RNA of Dromiciops gliroides (monito del monte), 4087 nucleotides long. It is a transcript of the gene PFKFB4, whose product is annotated as 6-phosphofructo-2-kinase/fructose-2,6-biphosphatase 4. The transcript is spliced from 14 exons. Gene Ontology annotation, molecular function: 6-phosphofructo-2-kinase activity; fructose-2,6-bisphosphate 2-phosphatase activity; ATP binding. Gene Ontology annotation, biological process: fructose 2,6-bisphosphate metabolic process; fructose metabolic process. NCBI's taxonomy places the organism in Eukaryota, Metazoa, Chordata, Mammalia, Microbiotheria, Microbiotheriidae. Gene Ontology annotation, cellular component: cytosol. Bases 109 to 1518 code for a protein of 469 amino acids. The record is from RefSeq and is a predicted model, not a curated record.